AAUAAAUACGAGUGGAGAGCUCGUCAUCAGUGUGGCAUCAUUCUUAAUGGAAAUUAUACCUGUAGGACUCCGUCACCACUACACACAUUUUUCAUUAAUCAAUAAUUUCCCCUCAUUUUCUUUCUUUCUGUCUUUCUUUCAAUAAAUUUGUUUUCCAUCCUGCCUCUGUUGUACCAAAAUUUAAAGAUGAUGUUAAUGACGAAUAAGAUGGUACGACGAGCAUUUGCGGCACUGAUGUAUUUGCUGAUGUCAUCACUGGCGAAGGUGGAGGCGAUGAUGCGAAGACGGAGACAAAGGCAGAGUGAUAAUGAUAACAACGACAGUUAUUGCUUGAGCUGGAGGUUAGGAGUGGAGGCGAACAAUGUGCGGUCGUGGAGGACAGUGCCACUGGAAUGCUACAAUCACGUGCAGCAGUACAUGACUGGUGGUCAGUACCUGCAGGAUAUGAACCUCAUCGUUAACCAAAUUUCUUACUACCAGGGACACCGAUUCGGAUGUGAUCCAUUUGAUUCAGCAAAAUUCAAGGCAUGGAUUAUGAAGGGAAGGUGUCCAGCAAAUCCUGCCGUAUUACAAUUGUUCAAGACACUGAAAGAGAGAGGAUUCAAGGUAUUCUUGCUAACUGGAAGAGACCAAGCAACACUUGGUAAAAUUACCAUUGACAACUUGCAUAACCAAGGUUUCAUUGGCUAUGAACGUCUUAUUUUGAGGACGGCAGAAUACAAAGGGCAAAGUGCAGUGAGAUACAAGUCAGCAAUUAGGAAGGAGAUUGAAGGACAAGGUUACAGGAUAUGGGGCAAUGUUGGAGACCAGUGGAGUGACCUCCAAGGAGACUGUUUGGGCACUCGUACUUUCAAGCUCCCAAAUCCCAUGUAUUUCAUUUCUUGAUGAAUUACCUCAUCAACCUUUUUUUGGCUAAUUAAUCCUUCUAUAUAAUUCAAGUAUCCUACCUCUCAAAUGGUUGUUAUUGGUGGUCCAAAAUGAUUUCUCCCCAAUUUGUACUCAGCAAAUUAUGCUUAAUUUGGCCACUCAAUUAAUUUAGAGCUUUUCCUCAUUAUUAGCCGUA
Arachis ipaensis is the source of this 1063-nucleotide messenger RNA. Its product is annotated as acid phosphatase 1. Gene Ontology annotation, molecular function: acid phosphatase activity. The record is from RefSeq and is a predicted model, not a curated record. NCBI's taxonomy places the organism in Eukaryota, Viridiplantae, Streptophyta, Magnoliopsida, Fabales, Fabaceae.